GACUCUCCUAGCAGAAAAAAAAACUAAAAUUGGAUUACAUCACACAAGUUGUUUUCUAAUACUGUGCAAUAAAGCAUUAAACAAAUGUUUUGUUUGUUUGAUUGAUUUAAAUUACUUUUUAAUUUAUCUAAAGUGUGUUUGUGUGUCCAUGCAGCAGGCUCAACAUUUUCAGUGUCUUCUCUGAACAUUUUCAGUGUUUUGCUUCUUAAUCUCUAAAUCUAGGGGUUCUCAGUAGCCCUUAAUGUCUACAAUGUCUGGCUCCGCCCGUGCAUUGAAGGUCAAAUAUAUUAAGUAUUUCAGGAGCUUCAAAGUUGAUCGGACACAGGAUCAGUUUUACAUGUUGUUGGCGCCAUCUUGUGGAUAGUGAAGCGAAUAUUUUUAACACGUAUGUUUCAAGUCGUAAAAAUUAGAGAAACGCCGCAUUAUGCAGCACCAAAUAUCUUAAGAUUAAGAUAGAUAUCUGUUACUUUUGUGCGUAAUAAGUUUCUUUCGGGAUGCAUGCUUAACGCUUUAACAAGCCUUUAUGCAUUUCUCACUAAACUCUUUACGUCAUGCAGCCUCGAGCGUUAUGUGCGUCCGUUAUGCAUCUACGUCAUACACUCACUGUUUCUCUCAGUCCUGUAAAUUUUCCAUUUUAGCUGUCGGGAGCGCCGCCUCUCCAUCCGUGACUCUUCACCGUGACCGCAGAUUUGACUCCUCGCUCCCUAAAACGUGUGGUGCGCGCACACGCGCGGGUACGCGCGAGGUUAAUGCAAGGUGUCUGGUGCGCUCUCCGCAGCAUCACAUCUCUCUGCGCAGUUGUUGAAUCGCAUACCGGGCGCUGACCCGUUCAACAUGACCGAACUGGUGGCGCGAACCCUUCCGUCUCCGUCAGGUGUGCAGAGUCCCGGACCGGACACCUAUAAAGGAUGGCUUUUUAAAUGGACCAAUUACCUCAAGGGAUACCAGCGCCGCUGGUUUGUCCUGAGCAACGGCCUCCUGUCAUACUACAGGACUCAAGCAGAAAUGGCACACACCUGUCGUGGCACGAUUACGUUGGCAACGGUACACAUAGAAGUGGGCGAUACCUGUCAUUUUGUUUUGACAAGUGGAGGGCGGAGCUACCACUUGAAGGCCUGUUCGGAGGGGGAGUGUCAGCGAUGGGUUUCUGCUCUGCAACAGGCUAAAGCAAAUGCCACUCAAAUGAUGCAUCAAUCAGAUGACUCUGGUGAUGAGGGUCCACUGUCCCAGCCUGACCGAGCUCUGAUCCAAGGAGCACUUAAAAAUCUGGUCAGUAAACUCGAUGACCUCAGCACCUGUAAUGAGCUUAUAGGGAAGCAUGGUGCCGCCCUCCAGCGAUCCCUUAGUGAACUAGAGGAUCUGCGUGCCACCAUUGACGGGGCCGAUAAACUGAAGACCGUCAACGAACGAGCAACUCUCUUCCGCAUCACCUCCAAUGCUAUGAUCAAUGCCUGCCAGGACUUUGUGGAUCUAGCGGAAGCGCAUAGCCGGCGGUGGCAGCGUGCACUGCAGUAUGAGCGGGAACAGCGCCACCAUCUGGAGGACACCAUUGAGCAGCUAGCUAAACAGCACAACAGUCUGGAAAGAGCCUGGCGAGAAUCACCCAGCACACACAACAAAGAUUCAGAGAGAACGGCCGAGGGAGAAUCCAGUGAAGAAAAUGACGACAUAGAGUUCUUUGAUGCAAUGGAAGAUUCUCCAGCUUUUAUCACAGUGCCCGCGGACGAUCAGAUAAAGCACAGACACUUGAGCAGCAUGACGAGUGGAAGUUUAUCCAGUAACUGGAGCCAGGAGGACAAUGAUAAUUCAAGCACGUACUUGCGUAGGGGCAGACGUUGUCGCAUCCCAGACAAGCCCAACUAUUCCCUAAACUUGUGGAGCAUCAUGAAGAACUGUAUCGGCAAGGAGCUCUCCAAGAUUCCCAUGCCUGUGAACUUCAACGAGCCGCUGUCGAUGCUACAGCGCUUGACGGAGGAUCUGGAGUACAGUGAGCUUUUGGACCGGGCGGCUCGCUGUGACUCCUCUCUGGAGCAGAUGUGUUUGGUGGCCGCCUUCUCCGUCUCAUCCUACUCCACAACCAUCUAUCGCACGGGUAAACCCUUCAACCCGCUCUUGGGAGAGACCUACGAGCUGGACCGCAUGGAGGAGUACGGCUAUCGCUCCAUUUGUGAGCAGAUAAGUCACCACCCCCCAGCGGCGGCCCAUCAUGUGACAUCACAGCAUGGCUGGACUCUGUGGCAGGAGAUCACCAUCGAUAGCAAAUUUCGUGGCAAAUACAUUUCUAUAAUGCCGCUAGGCAGUAUUCACCUGAAGUUCCACUCGAGUGGAAAUCACUACGUGUGGAGUAAAGUGACCUCCACUGUGCACAAUAUAAUAGUGGGCAAGCUGUGGAUUGACCAAUCCGGAGACAUUAUAAUAGCCAACCACAGGACAAAGGACACAUGCCACCUCAAAUUCUCCCCAUACAGCUAUUUUUCCAGGGAUGUUCCCCGCAAGGUAACAGGCGUAGUGACGGACAGCGAAGGCACCGCCCACUACAUCCUUUCAGGAACGUGGGAUGAUAAAAUGGAAAGCGCAAAGAUCAUCGAAAGCAGCCAUGGAUGUGGAGGAUCUGAGGGCAAGCAGAAAACCGUCUAUCAAACUCUACCAUCAAAACUACUGUGGAAGAAAUACCCUUUGCCCGAAAAUGCAGAAAACAUGCAUUACUUCUCAUCUCUGGCCCUGACACUGAAUGAGCCAGAGGACGGUGUGGCCCCGACUGACAGCCGACUGCGGCCCGACCAGCGCCUGAUGGAGGCGGGUCUGUGGGACGAAGCUAAUGCUGAGAAACAGCGUCUGGAGGAGCGACAGAGGAUGGAGAGGAGGAAGAGAGAGGCACAGGCCAACCUGGCACUACAGGAGGGAAGGGAGGCGGAGAGCUAUCAGCCCCUGUGGUUUGAGAAAAGGACUGAUUCAGAGACAGGAGACAGCACUUACAUGUACAGAGGAGGAUACUGGGAGGCCAAAGACAGACAGGACUGGAGUCAGUGCCGUGCCAUCUUUUAAAGCCUCUCCUAUUAUUUCGAAUGACUGACCUAUGAUCUGUAUCAGGAAUGCUGCAUACCAAUGCUUCCAAGUGAAAAAUGUGGAAUAUAGAAAAAAAAUGUAUUUUAAGCACAAUAGAUGGAGGCACUUUAUUCCACAUCAAUCAGACUGAUGGACAGCAAUCACAUGCAUUAUUAGAGGAAUUUUCUUCAAAGCUGAUGUAUCUCAGUUUGCAGUUGUUUUAGGAUGUUCAAUAUUUCACUGUUUAAUGACAUUGUUGCAGUCUGACAGAGCACACACUAUUUCUGAAGUAUGCAGAUUGAAUUCCUUAUUAAGACUGUGUUGUUUUAUUGAGAUAUAGUAUAGAUAAAGUGUUAUAUGUAGUUCAUAUACAGUAGUACAGACAUCAUCCACAUGCAACUUAGAUAGAAAUGAGAUCAGUAAAUCGAUGUUGCUUCUACUUAAUAACAAGUAUUCAAGCUAAACCAUUAGAUGUCAGAUUUUUAUCCAAGAAUCUAUUUUAUGGCAGUCCAUUUAGGCAUUUAGUACAAGUGUUACGUUAUUGUGUGGGUGACAAAUUAUGACUCAAUGGGCAUUAUAAUAAAACGUGUCCAUAUAAGUCCUAAGUAAAUGUUUGCAAACAAACUAAAUACAUCCAUUCAUUUAAUUUCAUAUUUAUUUAUUUAUUUAAACAGAUGCACAAUUUGAUGACCCAUCAGCAGGUUAGCACAUUAGUACAAAACAUGAUUGCAUAGUUUUUUUUUAUACCAAUUAUGCAAAUCAAGCUAAAUUUAGUGUGUUUGCAAACCUUUGCUAAUGACUUUAUUGUCAACAGCUAGCAUUUUGUGGUAGCAAUACUUCCUAGUUUUCACCUUUACCUGCUAGAUUUCCUGAAUUUAUGCUGCAAGAAACAGUAAUGUAAAAUGUUGACCAUAAACUGUACACAGUGAGAA
This is a messenger RNA of Paramisgurnus dabryanus, 3977 nucleotides long. It is a transcript of the gene osbp2a, whose product is annotated as oxysterol binding protein 2a. Gene Ontology annotation, cellular component: plasma membrane; perinuclear endoplasmic reticulum; cytosol. Gene Ontology annotation, molecular function: cholesterol binding. NCBI's taxonomy places the organism in Eukaryota, Metazoa, Chordata, Actinopteri, Cypriniformes, Cobitidae. The record is from RefSeq and is a predicted model, not a curated record.